AUGUCACAGGCGAACAGGCUUGAGCAUACGCCACAGCACAACGGAGCUGCUGCCAAAAUCCCCAAAGGCACCUACUCAGCUACCCCGUCCAUGAUGUUCGUGGAGCAGGCAGGAACAUCGAGAUCAGGCACCCCAGGCUCGCAACAAUCAACCUCCCCGGCGCCUGAUCAGCAGCAUCAGCCCGAGUACUCACUGGAGCAGCCCCUGCCCCUCUUCCAGGCUGUCAGGCGCUUCCCCAAGGUGGUCAUGUACUGCAUGGGCAUCACGCUGGCCGUCAUCGGGUGGGGCUACGACCUGGCCGUCGUCGGGGCCAUCCCAGCCGUCGAUCCCUUCCUCGCCGACUACGGCUCCCCCAGCGAUGCAACGCCCGGCGGCGAGCUCAUCGUGCCGGCCCACUGGCUGUCACUCUGGCUGGCCCUGCCUCCCGUCGCCUCGGCCCUUGGCGCUGUCGUCGCCGGCUGGUUCGGCAACCGCGCCGGCCGCCGCGCCAGCCUCAUGCUGGGCUGCGCCGUCUCGUCCCUCGCCGUGGCCGGCAUCUUCUCGUCGAACCGGCUGCCGACGCUGGACGGGCGCAGGGCCCUCUUCACGGCCGCCAUCUCGCUGCAGGGCUUCUCGGUCGGCGUGAUCAAGACGACCUGCGUGACCUACGUGUCCGAGAACGCACCGACGGCGCUGCGCGGACCCGCCAUGGGGCUGUUCCCGACCUUUACGCUCGUCGGGCAGCUCAUCGGGGCGGCCACCGUGUUCACAAUCAGCAGGAAGGCGGACAAGGGCCAGGGCGGCGCCGGAUACGCCGCCGCCUUUGCGUCCCAGUGGGCCUUUGCGUUCCUCGUCUUCGCGCUGGCGUGCUUCGCGCCCGAGAGCCCCGCGCACCUGAUCCGCAGGGCCACCGCCGGGAGCGCCGGGGUGAUGGUGGACGAGCUCAUGGAAAAGAAAGCGCUGGCGUCGUGCACGAGGUUGUUCGCGCCCGCGGUCGACGCGCGGGCCGCGCUGCGGAGCAUCGCGCGCACCGUCGAGGAGGAGCAGAAGGCGGCGGCGUCUAGACGUGGCGGCGGCGGGGCCGCGACGUACGCAGCGUGCUUCCGGGGCCCGGACCUGCGGCGCACGCUGAUCGUGGCGCUGGCCAGCUCGACGCCGUCCAUCUUCGGGCUCGACCUGCUCUCCAACGCCAGCAUCUUCCUCAAGUCGGUCGGCAUGGGCUCGAGCACCAGCCUGCUGUUCAUGAUGGCCGGCAUCGUCGCGGGCAUGGCGGCCAACCUGGCGGGCAUCUGGGUAGUGUCGCGCGUGGGCCGCCGGCGGCUGAUACUCACGUCGUUGGCCUUUAUCGCCGUGUGCUGGGGCGCCAUGGGCGUUACGGGCAUCUGGGGGCCUCGGUCGGUCAAGGCAGGCGACGGCGGCGGCCAGGGCGAGGCGGUCGGGAGGCUUGCCUGGGCAGCGGCGGCGUGCAUGAUGUCGGCGCUGGUGGCGGCGGGGCUGGGCUGCUGGCCGGCCAGCUUCGCCGUGGCGGGCGAGACGAGCUCGCUGCAGCUGCGGGCACCGACCCAGGGCGUCGGCGGCGUAGCCACGCAGGCGGCCUCGACGGCCAUGGCGGUGGCGCUGCCCUUCGUCUUCGGCCCGGACGCCGCGGCGCUGGGUCUCAAGACGGGCUUCGUCAUGUGUGGCGUCUCCGUCGCCGGCCUCGCGCUUCACUGGCUGUUUCUCCCCGAGAUGAAAGAUCGCACCAUGGCGGAGCUGGACGCUAUGUUUGAGAUGAAGAUGCCGACGAGGGAGUUCCGGCACUGGAGGGAAAGCGACGAAAGGCGGGAAGAAUGA
Messenger RNA from Gaeumannomyces tritici R3-111a-1, 1812 nucleotides. RefSeq lists its product as hypothetical. NCBI's taxonomy places the organism in Eukaryota, Fungi, Ascomycota, Sordariomycetes, Magnaporthales, Magnaporthaceae. The record is from RefSeq and is a predicted model, not a curated record. Gene Ontology annotation, biological process: transmembrane transport; carbohydrate transport. Gene Ontology annotation, cellular component: membrane. Bases 1 to 1812 code for a protein of 603 amino acids. Gene Ontology annotation, molecular function: carbohydrate:proton symporter activity. The transcript has a single exon.